Panicum hallii is the source of this 1128-nucleotide messenger RNA. Its product is annotated as transcription factor RF2a-like. The transcript has 4 exons. Gene Ontology annotation, cellular component: nucleus. NCBI's taxonomy places the organism in Eukaryota, Viridiplantae, Streptophyta, Magnoliopsida, Poales, Poaceae. The record is from RefSeq and is a predicted model, not a curated record. Gene Ontology annotation, molecular function: DNA-binding transcription factor activity. Gene Ontology annotation, biological process: regulation of DNA-templated transcription. Bases 1 to 1128 code for a protein of 375 amino acids.
AUGAACGUGGACAAGACACCGAUCCCAGGAGGCGGCGGCGGCGAUGCGGGAGGAGGAGGAGGCGGCGGCUGCGCCGGCAACGUUCCGGCGAUGCAAUCCUCGUGCGACGCGGUGGCGGCUUCGCCGGCUCCUCACACGGAGUGCGACAUCAGCCGCAUGCCGGACUCCCCCAUGCGCAAGCCCGGCCACCGGCGCGCGCUCUCGGACAUCAUCGGCCUCCCCGAGGACCUGGACCUCGGCGCCCCCGGCGCCGGCGACGGGCCCGCGCUGUCAGACGAGAACGAGGAGGAGCUCUUCUCCAUGUUCCUCGACGUCGAGAAGCUGAAUUCGCGGUGCGGGGCAUCGGAGUCGGAGUCAUCGUGCGCCAUGGCGGGGGGUGGGGGAGAGGCGACACAGACGUCUGCCGCGCCUGGGGCAGGGCUCAGGCCGAAGCAUCAACAGAGGCAUUCGAUGGACGCCUCGAGCUCCAUCGACACGGAGAAUCUGUUUGGUACAUCGGCGAUGGAGGGCGUGUCGCCGGCAGAGGCGAAGAAGGCAAUGUCAGCCGCAAAGCUCGCCGAACUUGCGCUCAUCGACCCCAAGAAGGCAAAAAGGAUUAUAAAUAAUAGACAGUCAGCAGCAAGAUCAAAAGAAAGAAAGAUGCGGUAUAUUGCUGAACUUGAGCGGAAGGUGCAAUUCAUGCAGAGGGAAGCCACAGCAUUGGCAACUCAACUGGCAUUGUUACAGAGAGACACAGCUGGGCUCACAGCUGAGAACAGUGAACUGAAGAUCCGUCUGCAGAACACAGAGCAACAAGUCCACUUACAAGAUGCUCUGAAUGAGGCCCUGAAAUCGGAGCUCCAGCGACUGAAGAUGGCGACAGGCCAGAUGGGCAGCGGCGGCGGAGGGGCGAUGAGCUUCCACACAUCACCUCACCCAUUCGGCGUGAGCCAGCAGGUGUUUCACCCUAACCAAGCAAUGCCGCCCUUCGUGGCGAUGCAGCAGCAGCAGCAUCCCAACCAGCCGUUGCAUCCUCUGCAAACCCAGCAGCUGCAGCAGGCUGCGCUCAACCUGAACAUGAACGGGCCAGCGCCUGCUCCCAACCAGUGGCACUGGGGCGACGCAUGGUCGGAGAGCAGCAGCAGCUGA